Messenger RNA from Onychostoma macrolepis, 6159 nucleotides. It is a transcript of the gene wscd2, whose product is annotated as WSC domain containing 2. The record is from RefSeq and is a predicted model, not a curated record. The coding region runs from base 1145 to 2887 and encodes 580 amino acids. Lineage: Eukaryota; Metazoa; Chordata; Actinopteri; Cypriniformes; Cyprinidae. The transcript is spliced from 11 exons.
CGCGGCUGCUGCUGUUGCUGUGAACCGCAGGGAUGUGAGAUGUGAGACGCGCGCCGGAUACGCGAGGAGAGAAGAGACAAACAGGUCUCUUGACAACGUUAUAAAAAAACAGGACGCCUCCUCUCUGACCUGAUUCACCGCCUGUGAAGAAGAGGAGGCUAGUAGCAGGUACUAUGCGGCCGCGCUUUGCGUGCGCGCUUGCGGCUCUGAGCGCGCGACGAUGUAAAAGGUAGCGCGUGCGGAUUCUGCGGCAGCUGUGAUCGGGAAUAACUGGGAUAGGAAAACUCAGCGAGGCAUGGAAAAGCACGCUGAUCACUGAGCAAAUAAUCAACCAGACAGUCAUUCGCAGACGUGUUCAUUGUGCGCGCCCCCAGGCGCUCCGUUCUUCGAUCGAUUACCACAGAAGAGACACACAGAGCAUUUGAAUGCGAACGGGUGCGUGCGGUGCAAGUGAUUCCGUAGUUUCUGCCCUGCUCCGUUCAACGCUGCUGAGAAGACCUUACAGCCAGUCAAUGGUGGAGGCUGAGCCACACAUAGCUGUCCCAGACGAGUGCUCCGCAUCUCUGUUCCAGUGAUAGUCCAAAAAUUAUGUCAACAGGAACUGAGCUAUAUCGGCUCUGAAUGAAGUCUGUGUGCUGCUGGUUUAGAAUGUUGUCACGAUAACAUCAGUUUGACUCCGCUCUGACUGUGGCAGGUGGGAGCCCAGGGGUCAGUCUGUGACUGAGGGCUGAGUCAGGAGUGAAUCAGCACUGCUUUUGAUUGACGGACAGCUCGGUGGGAAACAAGGCCUCGGGAGAGCAAGAGUCCGAUAACAGGAGUGAAAGCGUCGCAACGGCAAUAUCAUCUUUCAGUCUUUACUGCCACUCGUCUUUCACAACAUGGCCUCUGCGGCAGCACCAUUCUCCUCUGUCGCUGCCUCUCUGGGGACGUAGAAAGACACUGGACACACGGACACAUUCCUGCAUACUGCCUCAGAGGAAAGCUGAGGAAGUGUCUUCAGACUUUAAGGUCCUUAAUAGAUAAACAAACUGUGCUAUCGUCACGACUACCGUUUUUAGUGUUUCAAAGGGACUCAUAGUACCAUGAACGUGUUGGGAAGGUGCUGUCUCUGAUUUUAUAUGUUCCUGUGUAACAUCGAAGGCCAAUGUGUGUGGCUCGAGAGCCCAUCAUGGCCAGAUCGCUACUGAAGAUCCACCGCUAUUUCCGGCGUAAACCGGUGCGCUUUUUCUCUUUCAUCCUCCUCUACCUCACCGCUGGCAGUCUUGUUUUCCUCCACUCCGGCUUCUCCAGCGAUACUUCCACCACUGGAGCUUCUGGAAGCGGCCGUGACCCACUUAUAUCUGAAGGCGGGGGCGGCCCAGGUGCUGGGAGCUCUACCUCUGAUGGUCCCAGGCUCCUAGGAAGAGUGUUUAAGGAAACACGGAGAGCCCCCCGCAGAUUUGGACCACCUUGGAUGAAGGAAAAUAGGGCACAUGAUGCACCGGAGUGGGCCGGAAGAGGAUUCGAUCAUACCAACAGCUGGAGCCAUGGAGCCAAAGGAAGAACCACCAAAGAGAUGGACGAUGGGAGAGCAAAGUACAUCGGCUGUUAUGUUGAUGACACACAGAAACGGGCUCUUAGAGGGGUUUCCUUUUUUGACUACAAAAAAAUGACUGUCUUCCGUUGCCAGGACAACUGCGCUGAGAGGGGUUAUCUCUAUGCGGGUCUAGAGUUUGGAGCCGAGUGCUACUGUGGCCAUAAGAUCCAGGCACCCAACGUGUCAGAGAGUGAAUGUAAUAUGGAGUGUAAAGGGGAGAAGAGUAACCUCUGUGGAGGACCUAAUCGACUGUCCAUAUAUAGACUGGAGCUGAGCCAGGAGUCGGCCCGCAGAUAUGGGAGUGCCAUAUUCAAGGGCUGUUUCAAGAGGCCAGACAAUGUGACUCUGGCGCUUCCUGCUAGUGCCAUUAUUAAAAACAUGUCAGUGGACAAGUGUGUCGACAUGUGCACAGAGAAAGAAUUCUCUCUGGCAGCCUUGGCUGGUGAAAAAUGUCACUGUGGAUUUCCUACUCCACUCUUCACCCUGCAUGAGCGUGAGGAUGAGGAAAUGUGUCUCCAGCAUUGUGCAGGAGAAGACUUUGAGAGCUGUGGAAACAAUGACUUCUUUGUAGUCUACCAGACCCAAGUGCAAGAUAAUCGUUGUAUGGACCGGCGCUUUUUACCCACUCGUUCCAAACACCUAGUGGCACUAGCUAGUUUCCCAGGCGCAGGGAAUACAUGGGCCCGUCACCUAAUUGAGCUGGCCACGGGUUACUACACCGGGAGCUACUACUUUGAUGGCUCACUGUACAACAAAGGUUUCAAAGGGGAGAGAGAUCACUGGCGCAGUGGUAGAACCAUAUGUAUCAAGACCCAUGAGAGCGGCAAGAAGGAGAUCGAGGCCUUUGAUGCCAGCAUUCUUAUGAUCCGGAACCCUUAUAAAGCCCUCAUGGCAGAAUUUAACCGAAAGUAUGGUGGCCAUAUUGGAUUUGCCUCUCAAGCUCAUUGGAGGGGUAAAGAGUGGCCAGAGUUUGUGAAGAACUACGCUCCGUGGUGGGCAUCCCACACACUAGACUGGCUGAAAUAUGGGAAGCAAGUUCAAGUGGUACACUUUGAGGAUUUAAAACGGAACCUUUUCUCUGAGUUAAAAGGCAUGGUCAUCUUUCUGCGCCUAGAAGUCUCAGAGGACCGCCUGCUGUGUGUGGAAGGACAGAAGGAUGGGAACUUCAAACGCUCUGGGCUGAGGAAGCUGGAAUAUGACCCUUAUACACCAGAGAUGCGUGCUACUAUUGACGGGCUUAUUAAGACCGUGGACACGGCUCUCAGAAAGAGAAACCUGUCUGGUGUACCUGAGGAGUACAAGCCCAGAUGAUACUCAUCUCUUCACUUGUGCUUUUUUUUGUUCACAACACACACAUUUUUCCCCCUAGGAUAUGAAAUUGUUUAUCAUCGUUCUGUUUGAUUGCUUUCAGUUUUAAGAAUGCUACAGUAUGUUUUGCACAAAUGAACUGCUGAAAAACUGUUUGCCCUUUCAUUAAUAAUCUACACUACAUAGUAAGACGUGGGCUUGUGCAACAAUUUGCUUUGAGUUUAAUCGCCAUGGAUCUAUCUUCAUUAGGCCAUUACAAGUGUGUGCUCACUACAAAUUCAGUUCAGUCAUUAUGGGAAAUGACUGUUCACACUUUUUAUAAAAGCGUCUUUUGCCAUCAAGACAUCCGGGACAGCUAUUUAGAUAAACCCAUGAUAUCUGUCUUUCAUUAAAUUGGCUUUUCCUUCAACUACUGGACUACACUAUGAUCCCUCAAGCAUUUCAGUCUCAUUGGGAAUAUCUGGACAGUGAUUUCAUAUUUAACAUUUGAACCCCAGCUUCCUGUUACCACAAAUAUCUGGAAAUUGCCUUCAGAUGUUUUGAUGCUUCUUAAAACUGAUCAUAGUUAAAACUAAUAUGGACAACCAAAAUCCUCAAGCUAUACCACGUGUAUUAGAUAAAUGCAUGGGCGACUCGAAAACACGUUAUCUGGUACUUGCCUUCAGUGAUUUGCAGGCAAAUUGCAGCCCUUAUUGAGCUAUCGAUUUAGAUGAAAGCAACCAAGUUCUUCUGUUUUGUGUUCAGAGCACUUCUACGUUGAGAUUGUUCCAUUGAGUUAAUUUAUUUAACUUUCUUUUUUCUCACUGAGGUUUUAAGAUGUAUUUGCAGUGGGUGGUCAAAAAAAAAAAAAAAAAAACAGCAACAAAAACAUUUCAUCUUGUGUUCACAAAGUUAAAGAAAUGGGGGCUUCUUGUAAAUUGCUUAAAAUGACAUUGACUGACCCUUUACCCCUUUUAUUAUUUUAAUCUUCUGUAGUUUCCCCCAAAAUGAAAAUUCAUAGUUAAUGUUUUUGGUCACUAUAAACAUGGCUCUUACAUGAGAAGAAUUGUGACAAUGCAUGAAGACGAGUAAAUCAUGACAGAAUUUUCAUUUUUGGAUGAACUAUCCCCUUUAUGCAAAAAACCUUUCUUCACCAAUUCAUGUCCCAGGUUAGACUGUGAGAGUAGUUGCACUACGUACUGUGUGAGGUGCAUUGAAUAACUUCCCCACAAAAUCAAAUAAUUCCUCCCAAAACAUCAUUAGUUGUCAGGUUUUGGAUGCAAUUAUAAACUUGUAAAAAUUUUCAGAGUUCUUAUUUUUGUUUUGUUUUUUCAGUGUAUUAAAUGCAGGAGUUUUUAUUCAAAACAGCAAAUCAGCUUUAUAAAGUAAUCUUGAAGGGGUGAAAGCAAGUAUGAAGCAAUGUUCUUAAGAGACAAAAAAGCACCUCGCGGGUAAAUUUCUGCUUGUCAGCUAGAGACCUAACAAAUAACAUUCAAUAUAUGUAAAUACACAUAUAUAUUUUUGUAAUGCUCACAAGGAGAAUGACUUUAAAAGACAAAGCGUCACCUAUAUUUUUGAAAAGGCUUUUAAAUUUGAGCAUUACAUGCUUUUCAUUUCAAAAAGGAUCUGAAGUGUCUUUCUGAAUGUAUUUUGUAUGGACUGAAUGUAAGGAAUUUGUACCAAACAGUUAUGGAGAUCAGAGAGCAGUUGCCAGCAAUGCAAAGGAAAUUAAAUGAUUGCAACAAGAUUUUUAUUAGAAUUGUAUGCUGAGAGAAGUGUGUGAAUAUGAGGUAAGGUUUUGAACUUGUUUGGAUGGUGCAUCAGAUGUCCUGAUCAAUAAAUUCUAAAGCCCCAAAUUCUCAGAGGCCCAACAUUCAUGUAUGUAUGUAGUUGCAUGCUUGCUUAUUUAUUUAUUCAUUUAUAAUUUCUGUGUGCAUUUGGUGAAAAGGCUGAAGAAACAAACAAACAAAAAAACAUUAUUUAUGCAAUUUUGUUGGUUUCUAAUGCAGCAAAAAUUGUGCACUUUACUUUUGAAUCUCUCUUUACAGCUCUAUUUACAUUGUAUUUUAAAUGCUGGUUGUGUCGCAACUUCCUCUCAGAGUUAAAAGGUUUUAUCGCUGUUUCAGGAAAUGGCAAGUUUCCAGGCUGCAACAUCUCUCUGAGGACAAACGUACUUUUUGAAACACUGCAUUAAAUCAUAGAUGUUCAAAAACAAUAUAAGCAAAAGUCUUAGGUCCACCCUUGUUUUACAGAUCUCUCAUCUACUUGUCUGUUGUUUGUGCUGUUUUCACAGGGGAGGUGUGAUACGAGCUGCGCACGAGUGGCCAGUGCUCAGACCUAAAUGAAACGCCUUUGUUGAUAAGGUUACUGCGGUCAUAAUGACUGAGACUAAAUCUUCCCACCACACCAUUUAAUAUGUGGUAGGAUUUAUUUCCAUACACUAGUCAGUCUGGUUAUAAAAUGAACCACUUCUGCUGUACACUAAAUGGUCAGAAGUGAAGGGCUGCAGACUGUAACUAAAUGAUUGAGUGGUCUGAAUUAAACCACUUACUCAAAAGUGAAUUCAAGACUUUUUUGUGGAUCUUUUUGACUAUAGAAACAACAUAUGAAUGCCAAGUACGACUUGGUUUUAAACUGUGGUCUUAGAUUUUUACAUUUCAUUGCAUUGGUUACCAUUUGAGUUGCAGUCUACAGCCCUGCAUCUUACUAAUUUAGAGUUGGAUAGUGUUUUUUUUUUUUUUUGUGAUGGGUAACUUUUUAUUGUAUUUUUUAUAUAACAUAACAUCAUUACAUCCAUUCAUUACAUCCAGCUGUAAAACCAGUAAACAACAUUCUCUUUUGUAUUAAGCUAGAGACCAGAAUCAUCAUUAAGAAGACAUAAACUUGGGUUAGCAAAGUAAUCAAUUUGUAGUAAGGAGGAUAAAACCAGGCUUACAUCUGUCCAUAAAUUAAUGAUGGUAGGACACUCCCAAAACAUAUGAAGAAAAGUAUCUGAUGAUACAGUAUAUUUUGUAAUGCUUAUAAGCAGGAAGUAUUGAAAGAUAGGAAUUAUCGCAUAAUGUUUACCAUCAAAAACGAAUAAUGCUGAAGCGUCUUUAUGGAUGUAUUGUGUAUGGAUUUAAUUGAUAGGCAUAUGAAAUAAUUAAGAGAAACAGAAUGUUAUAAAAUAUAUUUUUAUGUAUGUAUCUUAGCAAAACAAAGAGAGAGAAAUGUGGAGCAUGACAACAUUUGUUGAUCUUGCCCAAGUGAUGAUUAAUACAUACAUUCAAAAGCUCCAAAUUCUUUUAUUCCCCCCC